Messenger RNA from Oppiella nova, 234 nucleotides. The record is from the annotation of a GenBank genome assembly. Lineage: Eukaryota; Metazoa; Arthropoda; Arachnida; Sarcoptiformes; Oppiidae.
AUGACUUUGUUGCCAUCAAUAAACCCGCAGGGUUACUUUCAGUUCCGGGGCGUUUGCCUGAACAUCACGACAGCGCUUAUUUUCGAGUAUUGGCAAUAUAUCCAAAUGCCAAGAUUACCCAUCGUUUGGAUAUGGCAACCUCGGGAAUUCUGUUGUUCGCCAAACAUCGCGAUGCAGAAGUUGCUGCAAUGCAAGGGCAAAUCAAUAGCAAUGGUCGUGUGGAUGUGCCUUUGA